AUGAGGAGUCUGCUGGCACUGCUGAUUGUGACUCUGGCCCUGGCAGCUCUCUGCCGUUGUGAGAAAGAUCCCAAAGACCUCUCAGGAUCUCACAACCCCACCAGCAUCAAGAUUGAAAAGGAAGUUGCCAAUGCCUUUGUGAAGAGGCAGAAGAGAUCGAGCCUGUAUGAAUGGUACUUAGAGUAUUACAAAAGUCCAAUGGAGCAGAUGCAUGAGCGUUGUGAAAACUACCCCCCCUGUGACUAUCUCUCUGAUCAAAUAGGAUUCUCCAUGGCCUACAACCGUUUCUUUGGGAGAUACUAA
Tauraco erythrolophus (red-crested turaco) is the source of this 303-nucleotide messenger RNA. Its product is annotated as osteocalcin. Lineage: Eukaryota; Metazoa; Chordata; Aves; Musophagiformes; Musophagidae. The record is from RefSeq and is a predicted model, not a curated record. Gene Ontology annotation, molecular function: hydroxyapatite binding; calcium ion binding; structural constituent of bone. Gene Ontology annotation, biological process: osteoblast differentiation; bone development; regulation of cellular response to insulin stimulus. Gene Ontology annotation, cellular component: extracellular region.